AUGUCAUCGAAUGAAAUAGAAAAGGAAUAUGUUCAUGAUGCAUAUAAACACUUGGCUAGUUAUCAACAGAAUUCCAUAUCAGAUAAUCGAAAUGCAGCACUGAGAUUAUGGCCAAAUAUUAAAAAAUUCAUGGAUCAAUUAGCGCCCGGCAGUGUUGUUAUUGAUGUUGGAUGCGGAGAAGCCAAAUACUCAUCUCCAACCAGUACUGUUUUUGGUGUUGACACAUGUAAAGAUGUUCUAACUAGUACGAAACAGAGAGCUGAUGUUCAAUUAAUACUCGGCGAUGCUUUCUUCCUGCCAUUUCGAGAUGAAGCUGUAGAUUCGGUAUUACUGGUUUCCGUCUUACAUCAUGUAUCUACUGUUCAACGACGACGGACUGUCCUUACGGAUGCAAUAAGAUGUUUACGCCCUGGGGGUCAAAUGAUUGUUUGUGUUUGGGCAUAUGAACAGCCUAAUGCUCAAUUUCCGUCUCAAGAUGUGCUUGUUCCUUGGAAAUCAAACGAACAAGUCAUGAACGGACGAUUGCCAGCUGUUCGGUUUCAUAUGGAUUCAACUAAAGAACAACGAAUUAUAGAAGCUUCAAUACCUGUGACCAUACAGAAGGAAUCGUUAUGCUCGUCAAGUUGGAUAAACUCAUUAAUUGAUAAAUUUCAAUCUAUCAAUACACAUGUACCGUUUUUCUCUCGUCCACCAACAGCUCCUCCACAAGCGCCAGCUACACCCAGGAAUAGACGAGCUUCUUUACUUUCUGGACUCAGUAAAUGGAGUCCGAUGCUGAGCCGGCGCUUAACAUCCUUUCUUGUUCCUGUUCAAGAACAACUAGCUGACGAAAUGACUAAAACCAUAAUGCAGGAAGCCCUUGCGGAAGCUAUCGAAGCAACCAAAGAUGUUACCUUAUAUCGUUACUACCAUGUGUUUCGAAAAGGUGAACUGGAGGAGCUGUUCGAAUCCAUACCCGGUGUACGAAUCGUUCAAUGCAAUUACGAACAUGCAAACUGGUGCGUAGUCAUCGAAAAGGUGCAGCAAGAUUCAAUUAGGCCAUGA
Molecule: messenger RNA, 1044 nt
Organism: Auanema sp. JU1783
Lineage: Eukaryota; Metazoa; Nematoda; Chromadorea; Rhabditida; Rhabditidae
Source: the annotation of a GenBank genome assembly